AUGGCGGCCAACCUCCAUUCUCAUUCUUUACUCAUCAAAAUCAUAGCCAAUUUUCUCAUCUUCUUCACCACCAUCAUCACCCUCUCCUCCGCGGCUCGAACCUUUGAGAACCCGACUCGAAAUCGCCAUUACCGCCAUCACAAGCUUUCGUUUUCAAUGAGAGAUGUAUUCAAUUCAACAACUCAUCACUACUCUCCAACCAAAUCGACAACGAUAACUAACAAGCAGUUACCGUUUUCAAAACCUUUAGACUUUUUCCCUCCCAAUAAAGGCAUUCCUAUAUCUCAAACUUACCCUACGACUGUUGGAUCAUUCUCUUCUCAAACACCUGAUUUUUCAACAAUUGGAAUAUCAUUUCCUUCGAGAUCAACCCUCCAAGAGUUGGAAUAUGGAAUGGUGAGAGGGAUUGAUGAGGAGUUGUUUGAGAAUUCAAGGAGUAAACCUCACAUAAUUGGGAGAAUAGAAGGGUUUUAUGUGGAAAAUAGUGAAGAGAAUAGUGGUGGGCAUAUGAUGGCUAUGACAAUGUAUUUUGGUAAGGGUGAGGCUAAGGAUGGAAUUAGGGUGUUUGGAGUGUAUAGGAGUGAUCAUGUGAAGGAGUCUCAUGUUGCUAUAAUUGGUGGCUUUGGCAAGUAUCAUGGUGCUAAUGGUUAUGCAACUUUGAAGAAAUCAUUUAGAACAAAGUUUGGAGGCAAAUAUAAUAAGUUCAUAGAAUUCAAUGUUUACUUGAGCAAAUAG
Messenger RNA from Cucumis melo (muskmelon), 735 nucleotides. RefSeq names its product dirigent protein 10-like. The record is from RefSeq and is a predicted model, not a curated record. The transcript has a single exon. Bases 1 to 735 code for a protein of 244 amino acids. NCBI's taxonomy places the organism in Eukaryota, Viridiplantae, Streptophyta, Magnoliopsida, Cucurbitales, Cucurbitaceae.